AUGUUCAACCGAGAUCGAGUACCUGGUCUUCCUGGAAGCUCUCCACGACCUCCACCGCGCAACGAAGGCUACGGACAGCCACAACAACCCCCACAACAGCAGCCACCACGUAACUACGACCCCAGAAUGGCUGGAUACGGUGGCGCCCCUCCGCCCGCUACUCAACGUAUGCCUGUGCCUGCGAGGCAAGGCGGCGGCGGCGGACCUGUGAGGCAAUUGCGCCCAAUCAAAAGCCCAGGAGGCAACGCUUAUGCCUUUGGCAAUCUGGUCGCAGUGUCCCCUCAAGACUUCCAACCAAACCCCGACGGCUCCGAUAUCUACAUCCUCGUCAACGGCAACUUUGCCCUCUCUGCACGACCUACACAAGGAUGCUCGCCGGGCGAAAUUGGUCUUACCGACGCACAAAGAACAUGGGCCGGCAUAUCUCUUGGUCCUCAGGAGGUAGUUACGGUGGCGCAGUAUGACCACUUCAGUCAAAGUCAAGGAAAAUCAUAUUUGGGGUCGCUCGAGGUCGAAGUCGGAUUCGCGGCAAGAAAGAUGACAGAUACACCUUAUGAUCAAGACGAGCUCGCCACGUUUUUCAAGAAGAGCUUCGAGAACCAAAUCCUAGCGCCUGGCCAACAACUGCUUCUCGAUGUAAAAAACAUACCCCUCAGAUUAUCUGUCCGGACGGUACAGCUUGCAGAUUUAUCCAUGGAGAAGGAGGAGACUGAUAUGCCCCCCAUCACUGAUCCACGAGCUCGCGGUAUCCUUACAAGACACACUCAGGUCGACUUUUUCAAGGAUGCUCGGUCAGAGCUCAAAAUCAAAGCGUCGGCGAAGCGCGCAGCAGCAAACUCCAUCAUUCAGCCAGGUUUCAAGUUCGAGGAUAUGGGCAUUGGUGGACUGGAUACUGAGUUCAGUGCCAUUUUCCGAAGAGCUUUUGCUUCCCGCAUCUUCCCUCCUAAUGUCGUGGAGAGGCUAGGUAUCAACCAUGUGCGUGGUUUGCUAUUGUAUGGCCCUCCUGGAACGGGUAAAACCCUGAUGGCGAGGCAAAUUGGAAAGAUGCUCAAUGCUCGUGAGCCCAAGGUCAUCAACGGUCCCGAAGUUUUGAACAAGUAUGUCGGAGCGUCCGAAGAGAAUAUCCGGAAAAUGUUCGCAGAUGCAGAGAAAGAACAAAAGGAAAAGGGCGACGAGAGUGGACUUCACAUCAUCAUUUUCGACGAACUCGAUGCUGUUUGCAAGCAGAGAGGGUCUGGUGGUGGCGGUGGCACCGGCGUGGGUGAUAGUGUCGUCAACCAACUGCUGUCCAAGUUGGAUGGUGUGGAGCAAUUGAACAACAUUCUUCUCAUCGGUAUGACGAACCGAAUGGACAUGAUUGAUGAGGCUCUCUUGCGCCCUGGUCGUCUCGAGGUCCAUUUGGAGAUUUCGUUGCCUGAUGAAUCGGGCCGCGCCCAGAUCCUGAAGAUUCACACCACCAAGAUGCGAAAGAACAACGUCUUGGAAUCGGACGUUGACGUUGAAGAGUUAGCAAAACUUACCAAGAACUUUUCCGGAGCGGAGCUGAAUGGUCUGGUCAAGGCAGCAACAUCGUAUGCCUUUGGUCGUCAUCUUCAGGGUGGUACUACAGUCAAGGCGGAUGUUGAGAAUAUGAGGGUCAUGCGUCAGGACUUCAUAACCGCACUUGACGACGUGAAGCCGUUGUUUGGUGUUGCCGAAGAAGAACUCGGCAAACGAGUGAUGCGCGGCAUCAUCCACUUUUCGCCCUUCAUCAGGGAUAUCUUGGAAGAUGGGCGUCUGUACAUCAAUCAAGUCAGAAAUUCGGCGUCUACCCCAUUGCUACCUGUCCUUUUGCACGGGCCGCCUGGCUCUGGAAAGACUGCAUUGGCUGCCAAGAUGGCAAUGGAUUCGGGCUACCCCUUUAUCAAACUGAUUUCGGCUGAAGACAUGAUUGGUUAUAGCGAGUCGCAAAAAGUACAGCAUCUUGAUAAGACAUUCAGGGAUGCCUACAAGAGUCCGUUGAGUAUCAUAGUUCUCGAUUCCAUUGAGUCGAUGCUUGAAUGGGUACCGAUUGGUCCUAGGUUUAGCAACACUGUUUUGUCUGCGUUGAAGGUGCUUCUUGGCAAGGUGCCACCAAAGAAUCGCCGCUUGCUAGUGUUUGCCACCACAACUCAACGUUCAGUGCUUGUUCAGCUUGAGCUUUUUGCUCGCUUCAAAGCUGAUAUUGCUGUGCCCAACGUCAACACUCAAGGCGAACUCGCAAAUGUUCUCAGUGAAUCCGGCGCCUUCUCAGAGUCAGACCAGCGACGUGCUAUCAGUGAGAUUGAGGAGAUUACUGGAAGCAAGGAGAUCGGGGUGGGCAUUGACAACAUCCUUAGUGGUAUCGAAACUGCGAAGCAGGAUCAGGAUGUCCCUGGCCGAUUCGCCCGAUACAUGUCAAGUGCGAUUGCGGCGAACAAGGCUUUUUAG
Bipolaris victoriae FI3 is the source of this 2448-nucleotide messenger RNA. RefSeq lists its product as hypothetical. NCBI's taxonomy places the organism in Eukaryota, Fungi, Ascomycota, Dothideomycetes, Pleosporales, Pleosporaceae. Gene Ontology annotation, biological process: intra-Golgi vesicle-mediated transport; Golgi to plasma membrane protein transport; SNARE complex disassembly. The transcript is spliced from 3 exons. The coding region runs from base 1 to 2448 and encodes 815 amino acids. The record is from RefSeq and is a predicted model, not a curated record. Gene Ontology annotation, molecular function: ATP binding; ATP hydrolysis activity. Gene Ontology annotation, cellular component: Golgi stack.